Cyprinodon tularosa is the source of this 4250-nucleotide messenger RNA. It is a transcript of the gene pik3r1, whose product is annotated as phosphoinositide-3-kinase, regulatory subunit 1 (alpha). Gene Ontology annotation, cellular component: phosphatidylinositol 3-kinase complex. The coding region runs from base 483 to 2669 and encodes 728 amino acids. Gene Ontology annotation, biological process: phosphatidylinositol phosphate biosynthetic process; insulin receptor signaling pathway. The record is from RefSeq and is a predicted model, not a curated record. Lineage: Eukaryota; Metazoa; Chordata; Actinopteri; Cyprinodontiformes; Cyprinodontidae. Gene Ontology annotation, molecular function: 1-phosphatidylinositol-3-kinase regulator activity; protein binding. The transcript is spliced from 15 exons.
GAAGGGAACAUUUGUUCGGGACGGGGAGCUGCGCCGUUAUGUCGCCUGGCUGCUUAUGUGUGUCGUAACACUUUGUUCUAGUCAUUAAAUCGGAUUUAGACCGUCGCUGGGAACCCACCGUUUUUAGCUGGGCAGGUAAAGGAUGUGUUCGGGGCUGCAUUCGCUGAUAGUUUUUCAAAGUUAAAAGCCAUUUUCCGUGAAGAGAAGAAGACUCUGAGAUCGUCUGAGGAGCUUCUCUCACUCGGUCUUGAUAAGAAAGCUAUUCAUCGCAGCUGCAGGCCAUUUGCUGAUGGGUACAUACUGUGGAGAGGCACACAAGGAGCGCAGGGAAGCGUCGACACAAAACUGGAACUGUGAAAGAAUGAAGACAAGCUAGAUACCUUUCCUCGCCAUUAAACCUUUGAUCAUUAAAAAAAACAGUUACUGAAGCUCAUCUUUGAGAAAGGGUCUUAAACAAAACACAAUAACUGAGCCCUUUCAAAAUGAGUGUAGAAGGAUAUCAGUACAGAGCGCUUUAUGAAUACAAGAAAGAGAGGGAGGAAGAUAUUGAUCUACAUGUGGGGGACAUCCUGUUGGUAAGCAAGGGAGCUCUGGUGGCUCUCGGCUACAGCGACGGCCUGGAACAGCAGCCGCAGAAGAUUGGUUGGCUACCGGGUUUUAACGAGACCACGCAGGAAAAAGGGGACUUUCCAGGGACUUAUGUAGAGUACGUCGGGAAGAAAUGGAUCUCACCUCCAACACCCAAGCCCAGGCCCCUCAGACCCUUACCUCUAGCUCCAGGAAACUUCAAAGGAGACGCAGAUUCUGAUUCAGAUCAAGGUGUCUGUUUAAUGGACUUGACGGAGCAGUUUUUCCUCCCAGAGACCGCUCCACCCUUGCUGACCCGACUGCUGGAAGCUAUCGAGAGGAAAGGUGUGGAUAACCCAACUCUGUAUCGAACAUUCACUGCUGGAGGUGGACAUGAAGUCAGACAGUAUUAUGAUUGUGAUCCUCCCGCUGCAGAGCUGGACCAGUUGGAGCUCUCUGCCCUGUGCGACGGUCUGCGUAGGUACCUGCAGGAUCUCCCUCAGCCCAUUAUCCCAGCUGCCGUCCAUGCUCAGAUGAUCCACACGGCCAAAGAGGUGGUGAACCCCGAGGAAUGCGCCCAGCUGCUACGCCGCAUCGCCAGCUCUCCGACCCUGCCGCCCCAGUACUGGCUCACUCUCCAGUGUCUGCUCAGGCACUUUGCUAGAGUGUGCCAGAACGGGUCCAAGAACCUCCUCACUGCCAGAUCGCUUGGCGAGAUCUUCAGCCCCGUGCUUUUUAGACAGCAACCCACCAGUUGUGAACCCAGUCUGGAUGCUUUCAUCAAGAUCAUCGAGGUUCUGGUGACCAGCGAGUGGAGUGAAAGUCAGGCUGCUCCAGCUCUACCUCCAAAACCACCCAAACCCACGUCUGUGACUAACAACGGUAUGAACAACAACAUGGCUCUCCAGGACGCCGAAUGGUACUGGGGGGACAUCUCUAGGGAGGAAGUCAAUGAGAAACUGAGGGACACUGCAGACGGUACGUUUUUGGUGCGGGACGCCUCGACUAAAAUGCACGGAGACUACACUCUGACUCUAAGGAAAGGAGGCAACAACAAGCUGAUUAAGAUAUUCCACCGGGACGGGAAGUACGGCUUCUCGGAUCCUCUGACUUUUAGCUCCGUUGUGGAGCUCAUCAACCACUAUCGGAACGAGUCCUUGGCUCAGUACAACCCCAAGCUAGACGUCAAGCUGCUUUAUCCCGUCUCCAAGCACCAGCAGGAUCAGGUGGUGAAAGAGGACAACAUUGAAGCAGUGGGGAGGAAGCUGUGUGAAUACCACCAGCAGUACCAGGAGAAGAACAAAGAGUACGACCGUCUGUAUGAGGAAUACACCAGAACGUCACAGGAAAUCCAAAUGAAACGGACAGCGAUAGAAGCCUUCAACGAAACUAUAAAGAUAUUCGAGGAGCAAUGUCAGACGCAAGAGCGGUACAGCAAAGAGUAUAUCGAGAAGUUUAGGAGAGAAGGAAAUGACAAGGAGAUCCAGAGAAUUAUGGGUAACUACGAGAAGUUGAAAUCAAGGAUUAGCGAAAUCGUCGACAGCAAGCGCAGGCUGGAAGAAGACCUGAAGAAACAGGCGGCGGAUUACAGAGAGAUCGACAAGAGGAUGAACAGCAUCAAGCCUGACCUCAUCCAGCUCCGCAAGACCAGAGACCAGUACCUCAUGUGGUUGACUCAGAAAGGAGUCCGACAGAAAAAACUCAAUGAGUGGCUGGGAAUCAAGAACGAGAACACAGAAGAUCAAUAUUCAAUGGUUGAUGACGAUGAGGAUCUCCCACAUCACGACGAGCGGACCUGGAGGCUGGGCAACAUCAAUCGGCUCCAGGCCGAGGCUCUGCUCCAAGGAAAGAGAGACGGAACAUUCCUGGUCCGGGACAGCAGCAAAGCAGGCUGCUACGCCUGCAGUGUUGUGGUGGAAGGCGAGGUGAAGCACUGCGUCAUUAACAAGACCCCCUCGGGCUUUGGCUUUGCAGAGCCGUAUAAUCUGUACGGCUCUUUGAAAGAACUCGUACUUCACUACCAGCACACGUCUUUGGUCCAGCACAACGACUCACUGAAUGUCACGCUAGCGUACCCCGUUUACGCCCAGCAGAGACGGUGAGGACCCGGACGUUUUGGGUUUUUUUUCUUUCUUUUGGCACGGACGGCAAAGAUUUACGAGCCUCGCUGGAGCGGGAGACACGCAGUGGACUCCAUGAUAACUUCUCGAUAAAUGAGAGAGAAAAAGGCUGCGGAUGUGCUCCAACGCCCGGCUCGGACUUGGGAACCGGAGGGGAAAAAAAAAAGGACACCAUUAAAAGCCUGAAAACAUUUCAGAGACUUUGCCACGAAAAACCUGAGGCGAGUCUGAAUGUAGAUCUCUUUAUUUUUUUCGUGGGGGCACAGAAUCCGACGGAUCACUGCUGAACUCCCCCCUAGAAGAGAAGGACAUUUGAGGCCUUUUCGGUUUUUUUCCCCCCAGUGGUGCUCGCCUGCUUUGGAAGCUUUACCAGCCGGCAUGUUCAACCACAGCAGAUGAAAAUUCUCCGGCCAACACUUCGUUUGUCGGCUUCCCCCUCUCAUCAUCGACAUGCAUUUCUUUCUUCCUUUCUUUCUCUACGUGUGUGCGUGCGUUUUUUUUGUUUGUGUGGACUGUCCAUGUGACCAAACCCAUAGAAUCGGGAGACCGUGCGACGUUGGAUGGCUGUAAAACAUUAGCUUGUGUUAUCGGUCCAGCAACAGACCAUGGAUGAAAAUGUAGCAAAAGGGCACUUUUUUUCUUCUUCUUUUUUUUUUAUCCAUGUAAUUUUUUUUGUAAUGGUUUGAAAACAACUCUUAUGAACUUCUAAGAGAAGCGUAGAGAUGGAGAAGCCUGCAUCCUGCCUUCUCGUAAAGCAUUAAGAGUGCAGAAGCAAACUUGAUCUUAAGGGGGGGGUUCAGGUGAAACUAUGAAUGGACUAUUUCAUGUACAUAUGUGAAAUUGUGAUGAAACAAAGUGCACCAUACCAAAAAGGAUCAGUUCCUGUUUUAGUUAUAUUCUGAUCAGCUAUGCAAUUCUUUCUCCAUUUGUACUUAAGAAUUGUUUAACUGUUGCAACCCACAAUAUAAGCUUGUUUUAUCGCUUGAAAAAGUAUCUUUUCCUGUGUAAAUAUCCAAGAGGAUAUUCUUGUUUCAGAACGCCAAGCUACCGUACCGACGAAAAGAAAACAAGAAAGCUUACGAUUUCUAAAGAUAAUAAUAAUAAUAAUGGUAACAUACACUUUAUUGUAAAUUACUUUAACAGCUGGUAUACAGAUGGAAAAGAUGAGUAUUUUCUUGCUUCAAACUAAAGUUCCUCUCAGGCAAAGCCUUUUUUUUUUUUUUGAGCUGCUUCAGUGAAGAGCGUUAUGGCGUGCAGUUCUCUGUUUGGAGGAGCACUCGGAGAAUUGGGGGGUGGGGGGGGCAGGUUGGGGGUUGUAUGACCCAUAUCACCACCAAAACAGCAGUAGAGAUUUAUUUUGUUAUAAAAUAGAUAUGUUCCCAUAUGAGAAUAGAAGAUCAAUUUACAUUUUACACUUUGUAUAUUUUUCUGUAUCAGAAAAUGUUUACAUGGGUGGAUCAGCUCAUUUCAGAAACUAAUUUUUCAUCGGACGCCGUGUGAAAGUGGCGCAGGUCCUUUUUAAAUGAUUAAAAAUAAAUAAUAAAAAAAAUGGCAACAGCUCAA